AUGGAGCAUGCAGUUGGCAAGGUUACAUUCAAGAUAACUUUGACAAGCGAUCCAAAGCUACCCUUUAAAGUGCUUAGCGUGCCUGAGUCUACACCUUUCACAGCAGUUUUGAAAUUUGCCGCAGAAGAAUUUAAAGUACCAGCUGCAACGAGUGCUAUCAUAACGAAUGAUGGGGUAGGUAUAAAUCCAACGCAGUCGGCUGGUAAUAUAUUUUUGAAACAUGGAAGCGAAUUGAGGCUGAUACCAAGGGAUCGAGUAGGUUAUUGUGAGUAA
This is a messenger RNA of Brugia pahangi, 273 nucleotides long. The record is from the annotation of a GenBank genome assembly. Lineage: Eukaryota; Metazoa; Nematoda; Chromadorea; Rhabditida; Onchocercidae.